UAAAGUUAGGUUAGAAAGAGACGAACAAUCGAGCACAUGCUCUCGCAAAGUUUUAACCGUGAUUUCAAUUGUUAAAAAUUCGACAAAAAAGAAUUAUCACUUUUCAACUCAUUGUUUAGAAUUAGAAUAAAAUUCAGCACAAAAAUGUUUAUCAGAAAGGUUAUGUCUACCGCUACGAGACAAAUUAGACAAAUUCAACAAAUUAAUAGAAUAAGUGGGAUAAGAUUAAUGUCAGAAAUGGCUGAAAGUGUACCACAAGAAGAACAGGAAUUGCAGAAAAUAGAGAAAAGUAUAAAUCAAGUAACAUUGCUUGGAAGAUGUGGAGGUGAACCACAAAAAAGAGGAAAUGAUAAUCAUCCUGUUGUUACAUUUUCAGUAGCUACGCACACAAAUUACAAAUAUGACGAUGGCAACACAGUGCAACGAACAGACUGGCACAGAAUUGUUGUAUUUCGUCCAAAUUUACGUGAAUCAAUUUAUCGUUACAUGAGAAAAGGACAAAGAGUUCUCAUUCAAGGGAAACUCUACUACGGUGAAGUUAAAGACGAAGAUGGUAAACCAAAACCAACAACAUCAAUUAUUGCCGAGGAUGUCGUUAUGUUCCAAACAUAUAAGGAAUAAAUUUUUUCAAAAUUGACAACAAAAAAUUAUACAUAAAUUAUAAUCUAAUUUUCAACAAGUUUAUCUUUAUAUAGAAAAUUCUUAAGAAAAGUAAAAAAAAUCCAAGACAAAAAAAAUUACAAAAAUAAUAAAAAAUGCUAUCAAUAACUUGUUUUACAAAAAAGACAAUUUAGUUUUGUAAAUUAAACAUUAAAAUGUAGUUUUCAUUCGUUUAAAAAAAAAAUAGUAGUUGGAAUAAAGGAAAAUAAAAAAAAAAUUAUA
Molecule: messenger RNA, 882 nt
Organism: Leptopilina heterotoma
Lineage: Eukaryota; Metazoa; Arthropoda; Insecta; Hymenoptera; Figitidae
Gene: mtSSB
Product: single-stranded DNA-binding protein, mitochondrial
Exons: 4
Coding region: 145-621 (158 amino acids)
Biological process (GO): mitochondrial DNA replication; positive regulation of helicase activity
Cellular component (GO): mitochondrial nucleoid
Molecular function (GO): single-stranded DNA binding
Source: RefSeq, a predicted model, not a curated record